Molecule: messenger RNA, 2002 nt
Organism: Mytilinidion resinicola
Lineage: Eukaryota; Fungi; Ascomycota; Dothideomycetes; Mytilinidiales; Mytilinidiaceae
Product: glucose-methanol-choline oxidoreductase-like protein
Exons: 1
Coding region: 146-1780 (544 amino acids)
Molecular function (GO): oxidoreductase activity, acting on CH-OH group of donors; flavin adenine dinucleotide binding
Source: RefSeq, a predicted model, not a curated record
GUUGUUGACGGCUGUGGGGAAAGCUGAGCUUAUUUUUUUUCAUCCUUUGAAAACCCUUCAGGUCCGCGACAUUCAGCAUCAGCAUCAGCAUUCAGCUUCUUUUUUGUUCAUUAUCAAAGACCACAACCUCAGACGGUAGUCCGUCAUGGCUCCCACCACCACUGAAAUCUCUGCAGACGAGGUCAACAGCUAUGAUUUCGUCAUUGUUGGCGGCGGCACCGCAGGGUGUGUCAUUGCCAGCCGUCUCUCAGAGUAUCUCCCCAACAAGAAGGUCCUUUUGGUUGAGGCUGGCCCUUCAGACUUCAUGGAUGACCGAGUCCUGCUCCUGAAAGACUGGUUGAGUCUUCUCGGAGGCGAGCUGGACUACGACUACGGGACCACCGAGCAGCCCAUGGGCAACUCUCACAUUCGACAUUCCCGCGCCAAGGUGCUGGGCGGAUGCUCUUCUCACAAUACUUUGAUUUCUUUCCGGCCGUUUGAGUACGACUGCCAGCGAUGGGAGGCCCAAGGGUGCACCGGCUGGAGCUUCAAGACUUUUACGCGUGUUCUGGACAACCUUAGGAACACCAUCCAACCAGUCCACGAGCGACACCGAAACCAAUUGUGCCUGGAUUGGGUUGAAUCUUGCUCAACGUCAUUGAACAUCCCGGUGGUGCACGACUUCAACAAGGAAAUCAAGACCACGGGCUCCCUGAAGCAAUGUGUUGGGUUUUUCUCUGUGUCUUACAACCCAGACGACGGACGUCGGAGCAGCGCCAGUGUUGCGUACAUCCAUCCCAUUCUACGCGGUGACGAAAAGCGCCCAAAUUUGACAGUCCUGACGAAUGCCUGGGUAAACCGGGUCAACGUGGACGGAAACAAGGUCACCGGCGUCACACUCACUCUCCAAAGCGGCGAGCAGCGCAUUAUCCGUCACAAGGCCGAGACCAUCAUCUGCGCCGGAGCAGUGGACACGCCUCGUCUGCUUCUCCUCUCUGGCAUCGGCCCCCGAAAGCAACUCUCGGACCUAGGCAUCCCCGUCGUCAAAGACAUCCCCGGCGUAGGCGAGAACCUCCUCGACCAUCCCGAGUCCAUCAUCAUCUGGGAGCUCAACAAGCCUGUCCCCAUCAACCAAACAACCAUGGACUCGGACGCCGGCAUCUUCCUGCGCCGCGAGCUCCCCAACGCUGCUGGCAGCGAUGGCGACAUCGCAGACAUCAUGAUGCACUGCUACCAGAUCCCCUUUUGCUUCAACACCUCCCGCCUAGGCUACGACACCCCCAUCGACGCCUUCUGCAUGACGCCGAACAUCCCCCGUGCCCGUUCCCGCGGCCGCAUCUACUUGACCUCCGCCAACCCGGCCGACAAGCCCGCGUUGGACUUCCGCUACUUCACGGAUCCCGAGGGCUACGACGCCGCGACGAUUGUUGCGGGUCUGCGCGCUGCGCGAGAGGUCGCGAAGCAGGAGCCCUUCAAGCAUUGGCUGAAGCGCGAGGUUGCACCCGGCCCGAAGCUGCAGACGGAUGAGGAGCUGAGCGAAUACGGUCGUCGUGUGGCGCACACGGUAUACCAUCCCGCUGGAACGACGAAGAUGGGAGAUUUGCAGAAGGAUCCGCUAGCGGUGGUGGAUGCGCAGUUGAAGGUCAAGGGGCUGGAGGGGGUCAGAAUUGCGGAUGCGGGCGUGUUCCCGGAGAUGCCGACGAUCAACCCUAUGCUCACGGUUUUGGGAGUUGGCGAGCGCGCGGCUGAGUUGAUUGCUGAGGCGUGGGGCUGGAAGGGGCUGCAGAAAGAGAAGUUGUAAAAAGAGGUGGUGCUGUUCGUGGUAUUUAGGGAACAUCAAGGGGCAACGUUCAUGUCAGAUUAGGGAGAUGAGUGGAAUUGUAGGGUGACUAGCUAACAGCGCUGGUAUUCCUAGGAGUUUGGCGACGGUCCAUCUUUAGCAAGAGGAGAUCCAAGUGUCCCUCGUAGGUCUUUAACAGACUCAGAGAGAAAAAUUCAUCGGAUCUACUCUCAAUUGUCAGCG